Molecule: messenger RNA, 996 nt
Organism: Saccostrea echinata
Lineage: Eukaryota; Metazoa; Mollusca; Bivalvia; Ostreida; Ostreidae
Exons: 1
Coding region: 1-996 (331 amino acids)
Biological process (GO): DNA integration
Molecular function (GO): nucleic acid binding
Source: RefSeq, a predicted model, not a curated record
AUGAACGCUGAAGUUAAGGACUUCAUACAAAAGUGUGAAACAUGCCGCACUUUUGACAACAACCAAGGAAAAGAACCUCUACAACAUCACGAGGUACCACCACGUCCCUGGGCAAAGCUUGGACUUGACAUCUUCACUUUCGACCAACGUAACUACUUGAUAGUAACUGAUUACUUCUCAAACUUCUUCGAGAUUGAUGCCUUGGACAGAAUGACAUCCCAUGAGAUCAUCAAACGACUACGAGCACAAUUCGCGAGACAUGGAAUACCAGACCUGUGUGUGUCGGACAACGGUCCUCAAUUUGUCUCCGAAGAAUUUGCUAAGUUUGCCCAACUGUGGGAAUUCCAACACGUAACAUCUUCACCACACUACCCACAAAGCAAUGGGAAAGCCGAACAAGCAGUGAAAGUUGCCAAACAAAUUCUAAAGAAAGCAAAACAUGCAAAAUCUGAUCCUUACCUUGCAUUGUUGGAUUUCAGGAACACACCUACACAGCAUGUGGGAACCAGUCCAGUCAUGAGACUUAUGGGAAGGAGAACAAAAACACUACUACCCACGAAAGGAAAGUUAUUACAGCCGAAAGAUGCACCAUUUGAGAAAGAGAAGAUCGACAAUGCCAAACAAAAACAAGCAGAGUAUUACAACAGAUCUGCACACCCAUUAUCGCAACUAUCAGUUGGAGAGACUGUCCGAGUCAAAACCCCUAAUAGACCAUGGGAGAAAGGAACGGUUACGGAAGCAAUACCGGAAAGGAGAUCAUACAAGGUAACGACCGAGGCCGGAGCAAACUAUACGAGAAACAGAAAACAUUUCCGUAAAUCAAAUGAAUUGCCGGUGUCAAGAGACAUUCCGUGUGAUCUUCCGUGUGAGACAAAUGAGGCCAAGGAAGUGGCACCCGAUGUUCCAAAGCCAGUAACUGACCCUAAGAACACAGUUACCCGUUCUGGACGUGAAGUGAAACCGCCGGUUAAAUACAAUGACUAUGUCAGAUCAUGA